Molecule: messenger RNA, 1943 nt
Organism: Hirundo rustica (Barn swallow)
Lineage: Eukaryota; Metazoa; Chordata; Aves; Passeriformes; Hirundinidae
Gene: TMEM230
Product: transmembrane protein 230
Exons: 4
Coding region: 30-392 (120 amino acids)
Biological process (GO): synaptic vesicle transport
Cellular component (GO): endomembrane system; synaptic vesicle
Source: RefSeq, a predicted model, not a curated record
GCUGUAGCUGAUGCCCAGGCCCCCCUGGAAUGAUGCCGUCGCGGACCAAUCUCUCUGCUGGGAUUCCCAGUAGCAAAGUCAAAUAUUCCAAGCUCUCCAGCACCGAUGAUGGAUACAUUGACCUGCAGUUCAAGAAGAGCCCACCCAAAAUCCCCUACAAGGCCAUCGCCCUGGCUGUGGUGCUCUUCAUGAUCGGGACCUUCCUCAUCAUCAUCGGGGCCCUGCUGCUGGCAGGGUACAUCAGCAAAGGGGAGACCGACCGCGCCAUCCCCGUGCUCAUCAUCGGCAUCCUCGUGUUCCUGCCGGGCUUCUACCACCUGCGCAUCGCCUACUACGCCUCCAAGGGCUACCGGGGCUACUCCUACGACGACAUCCCCGACUUCGAUGACUGACCCGUUCAUUAACCCCGCUCUAAUUAGGUGUCAGAGUGCACCAAAAACUGUCCUGGGCUUUGGCUGCUGUUGCCUCCAGCUCCCAGGUGCUGCUGGAGCGAGGGAGGCAGCAGCUCUGGAAUAGCCCCAGCAGUGUCUGUCUGCACAAAGCACUCCACAGUGGUCACCUGAGCCCCAGGUGGGCUGAACAUUCCAGAAGGAGGGGGCAGGAGUGACUGGCAGUGCAGAGCAGGCCCGCUGAGGAGUCCAGGGCUGGACAAACACCUUGCUCGGAACGUACUCCUAGAAUUGCCUUUUCUCCUCCUUCAGUGCUCCAGAUUAGACCCAAACCCUGAGCCAAGCUCUUUUUUUUCAACCUGCAUCUCUUCCCUCCCUUGUCUCAACUCCCCUGUGUGAAUGCCAGCGCUGCACUCCGAGGAAGAACUGGUUAAAUUCAGGAUCUCCCGUUCCUCCUCUGGGGGCACAGCUGGGCACGUUCCCUCCCUGCUGCCAGCCCCAGCUGCCAGGGUGGCACAGGGGACGAGGGACACGUGCUGCUGGCAGCAGCUGGAAUGUGUCACUUACAGCUGGCUGUGGCCAGGAGAGCGGCCGCUGACGUCAAACCAUGAAUCGGCCUCUCUUAGGGGACAAGAACCUGUGUUCAUUCGGUUUGGAGAACGACCGGGGAGAGGAAGUGGAAGUUUAGAUGGAAAAAGCAGAGAGGGAGGGAGAAGAUGCAGAAAGUUGGGAAGUGGGGAGUCACCUAAGCGGGGUAAAUGAAGAGGACAGGAGAAGAAACUGGACUUGGACGCUCCUUGUGGGUUCCUUCCAACUCAGGGCAUUGUAUGACUGUGAUUCUAAGAACAUCUGAUGUUCCUGGAGGAAAGGAAUUAAUGAAUUUACUUUUCUUUGACAGAAGCAAAAUGGAUAAAUAAGCAGGGUUGUGUGAGGGAUGGCCAGAAGAAAAAGUCCUCUUCACAGGGGUUUUUUAUAUCUAACUGGGAAAAAAAUAAACACUUCUAGGAAAAAGAAGGGGGAUUCUGACCACUGGAAAUACGUGGAUGAGGAGGAAUUCAUUCUUCAAGCUGACAUCCAGGUUUGGGGGAGCCCUGAGUGACUCCCUGCAGCAGUGAGGGGAAUAGGAAAAGAGCUGGGAAGGAGUUUGUGGUUCUAGAGCAGGGCUGGAAUGACAAAUGAGGCACUGAUGAAUGAGGGUAACACUGAAUAGCUGCUCCCUUUGUGGAGCAUCCUCCAUUCUGGGCAAGGCAGCUGUCUCAGGGAAAAACAGUCGGCAUUUACAAAGCAUUUACAAAGCAUUUACCAAGCCUGACAGGUGUUACCAUGCACAGAAGCUCUGGAGAAAGAACAGGCAGCCAGAUUCCAGGCUUUUCUCUGGUUUAGGAGUGCUCAGAUUCGUGUCUCCUCAACGCCAUUCUUGGAUUGCUGUUGCAGGGUAUAGUUACAUAAUUAAUUACCCACUUAAUUUAAUGCCAUGGAGUUGCUGGAAAGAUUUGGAAACGUGAUUCUUGAGUCCUGUGGCCUGAGCUACCAGCAGUGCCCAAGAAAUCCUCC